UCCAAAAUGAGUGAAUCGAACUUGAUUUUGAGUACAUCCAGCUGACCGUGUGGAGGAGGAAUGUUUGUUUUGAUUUUUUAUUUUCCCUGUGCCGUCAAAGUUUUUUUUGAGCCGUACAACGUGUUUGAGGACGAGUCCGUGCUGAACCACCGGAUGGAAAUUCUGUCCAAGCUGAACACGUUGGUCAAGCAGUGGGUGCGCAAUGUGUCCAUCUCGAAGAACAUGCCGGAAGUGCUGGCAGAGAAGCUCGGCGGAAAGAUCUACACUUUUGGGUCGAACCGGCUGGGCGUUAACCACAAGGGGGCGAAUAUUGACGCGCUCUGCGUGGCGCCGCGCAACAUCGAACGGCAGGACUACUUUGGGUCGUUCUUCGAGCUGCUGAAGAAACAGCCCGAGGUGACAGAGUGCCGCGCCGUCGAGGAGAUGCUUGUGCCGGACGUCAAGAUGAACUUUGACGGCAUCAAGAUAGAUUUGCUGUUUGCGCGGUUGGCGCUGAAGGAGAUUCCGGACAACUUUGACCUGCGCGAUGAUAUGCUGCUGAAGAAUCUGGACCCCAAGUUGGUGCGCAGUCUGAACGGAUGCCGCGCCACCGACGAGAUCCUGCGGCUGGUGCCCAGCAUUGACAACUUUCGGCUGGCGCUGCGUUCGAUCAAGCUGUGGGCGAAGAAGCAUGGAAUCUACUCCAAUUCUUUGGGUUACUUUGGAGGUGUGUCUUGGGCUAUGCUGGUGGCCAGGACGUGUCAGCUCCCAAAUGUCGUCGCGGCCACGCAAGUGCACAAGUUCUUUCUGGUGUUUUCGCGCUGGAAUUGGCCCCAGCCGGUGUUCCUGAAGCGGCCGGACACAGUGAAUCUGGGCUUUCAAGUGUGGGCGCGGGUGAACGUGCAGGGCUGGUUUCACCUGAUGCCGAUCAUCACGCCGGCAUAUCCGCAGCAAAACUCGACCUUCCACGUGUCUAGCUCGACGCGGAAGGUCAUGCUGAACGAGUUCAACCGCGGCAUGCAGAUCACGGACGAAAUCAUGCUCGGCAAGGCCGGCUGGGACAAGCUGUUUGAGGCGCCGAGCUUCUUCUUCAAGUAUCGCUACUUUAUCGUACUGCUGGUGACCUCGAACAACACCGACGACCUUCUCGAGUGGUGCGGACUGGUCGAGUCCAAGAUCCGCUACCUAAUCCAGAACCUGGAGCGAAUCCUGCACAUCACCCUGGCCCACGUCAACCCGAAGUGCUUUGAGCAGCAGGAGUAAAACCAAAAGGACGACGGUGGCGAGGGCGCAGACAACACUCUGCUCGCUCUGGUUCAAGGGGUCAGAGCGAUCUGAGAACCUUAACGUGGAAUUGACCGAAAGCAUCCAAAACUUUACCGAUGCCGUGCACAAACAUGCGGUGCGUUGAGCGAUUCUACAGCCAAAAAAACGCGUCUCUCACCGAGCUGUUUUCUUUCAGGUGCACAUCAAGGUCCUCGAGACGACACGCGACAGCAUGAAGACCGAGGCGCGGCACGACCGGCGGAAGCAGCUCAACCAGUACCUCGACCCGAACCUGCUCAAGCGGGAGCGCAAAAACCAGCGACUCCUUCGCCGUCGCAAAUGCGCAAACGACCUGCUCAGAAGAAACUAGAAACUAGAGCGAAAUUCGACGGGUUUUGAUUCGCGGUGUUUCGGCAAGCGCUUAGCGCAGGCAAAAACAGUCUGAAGUGAAACGUUUGUGCGGCUGGUCGUUGUUUACGUUUUGUGCGCAGCGCCGUGGAGAACUUGAUAAAAACGGAACACAUGGUGCUGGAGAACUUGAUCGGUGAUCAAAAGAGAUUUUGCCGGCAGCCGGCCGACAAUAUUUUUCCGCCGAGGAUGCGACGAAGCGAACAAACGAUUGGCAUCAAUCAAUCUGAAUAAUCAGAUAAGUACAUAUGAUAUUUGAAUAUUAUAUUCAACUUGAUACUUUGUGAUUUUUUUUUCUUCUUACUUUUUCAGGUUUGGAC
Messenger RNA from Culex pipiens pallens (northern house mosquito), 1973 nucleotides. RefSeq names its product poly(A) polymerase alpha-like. NCBI's taxonomy places the organism in Eukaryota, Metazoa, Arthropoda, Insecta, Diptera, Culicidae. The record is from RefSeq and is a predicted model, not a curated record. Gene Ontology annotation, molecular function: RNA binding; poly(A) RNA polymerase activity. Gene Ontology annotation, cellular component: nucleus.